CUAGAACAUUGAAUUCAUUCGCUGAACGAACGUCGUGGUGAACGCAAGAGACUCGGUCACAAGCGGAACUCGCAAGCUAACGGUUGUCGUCUGACAAAAGCAAAGCAGAUAUUUACGUUAAGUGAACGGAAGCAGAUAUUCAAUACAAAAAAAAGUCAAGCGAAAUUCGUUGCGUUAAAUGAAAGUGAAUUUUUACUGAAAACUAAUUGACUAUUAACACUUGUGGAUUUUAUUUAUAAACACAUAAAACAACAAAUAAAUAAAUUGUGAAAAUAUACAAAAUUUUGUAUAAAAAGUGAGAGAAAGAACUGAAAGUGAAAUUGGCAAAUAAAAAAUUUUGACUUGGAAGCCAAAAAUAAACGCAAAGUAAUUGUAAUAAUUGCAAAGGCUUGCUUAAAAAGCAACAACAAAUUGUGAUAAACAUAAAGUAAUUUGUGAUUUGUUUACAACUCAACGCUAUUAAAAUAUGGUAACAGGAGUAGCUGGUCCAAAUAUGACAGCCAACGUUAUGGGAGCGCCGGUGGCAGCGCUGAAAGAUGCGCCCGCAGUUAAAAGCGAUCGUCGGUCGAACAAGCCGAUUAUGGAAAAACGCCGACGCGCCCGCAUUAACAAUUGCCUAAACGAGCUGAAAACGCUGAUUCUGGACGCCACAAAGAAAGACCCCGCGCGUCACUCCAAAUUGGAAAAGGCCGAUAUUUUGGAGAAGACUGUCAAGCACUUGCAAGAGCUGCAGCGCCAACAGUCCGCCAUGCAACAAGCUUCCGACCCUAAGGUCAUCAAUAAAUUCAAGGCCGGCUUUGCCGAUUGUGCCAACGAAGUGAGCCGGUUCCCCGGUCUGGAUCCGACUGUGAAGCGUCGUCUGCUGCAGCAUCUCAGCAAUUGCAUUAACGGUGUUAAAACCGAGUUGCAUCAACAUCAACGUCAAUUGGCUAGCGCCAGCGCGCAAAUGUUGCCCUCGCCGCCCAGCUCACCCGAGCAGGAUCCGCAUCAUCUGCAACAACAACAGCAUGUUGCUGCUGCUGCCGCCGCCGCCGCCGCCGCCGCAGCGGCCAGCGGUCAUUCCUUCCUUGUGGGCACACAACUGCAGCACACAAUGAAUGGUUAUUUCCUGCCUAACGGCAUGCAAGUGAUACCCACCAAAUUGCCAAACGGCAGCAUAGCGCUGGUAUUGCCACAACAACAACAACAUCACCUACAACAACAACAGCAAGCGGCGCAAGCGCAACAGCAGGCCGCACACCUGCAGCAACAAGCACAGCAACAAUUGAGCGCUGCGCAAGCUGCCGCCCUAUUGUCAAUGCCCAGCCGCACCGCCUCGACCAGCUCAGCUUCGUCGCACAGCUCAUCCGUCUACGAGCGCACGCUUUGUUCGCCCGCUAACAGCGUUGCACAUUAUGCGCCUCCCAGCCCCGCCAACUCAUAUGAGGCUAUGGAUUGCAAACCCUCAGUCAUACAGCAUGCGCCUACACUAUCACAACAACAGCAACAACAAUUAAACCAGCAACCACUUUCGUUGGUCAUCAAAAAGGAUAUCAAAGUAGAGGAUGAGCAACCUUGGCGCCCAUGGUGAAGUGUUCCCCCCUCCCCCCCCGAUGGUGAAUCACUCAAGUGACUGAUAAACGCCCCCGCGUACCGCGUAAUAGUAGUGUGGGGCGUCUAAAAUAUAUACCAAAGCGGCGUAGGGCCCAUUAGUGGCUGGCGUAGCAGGCAGAGCGUUCGACAGCUAUUGGCACUCCUCCUGGGUCGACAUUCGGCGGCACAUGCCAGCUGUUUAUUUGUUUGGCAAAUACGGACACUGGUUAAUCGCGUUGGCGUUGCGACGAUAGCCACAGCGUACACUCAUUCGUAACCAUUUCGCGCACUUGCCUUUGUGUAAAUGACGUUGAAGUUGAAACUGAAAAUAUCGUGCGCUACAUAGUGAUCUCAAUAGCAGCAGCAGCAGCGCGGCGGUAGCAGGCGCUACAAUGAGUAUGACGCAGUUGUGCGCCCGUGCGCACUAAAGGAGAAAAUCACAAAAACAUUGGGAACGUGUCGAACGACAGCACUUAAUUGACUACCUCAGCAAUACAGGGGCGUAGCGCAGUUAGCCGCGCCUCAGGGGCGCUUCAUUUGAAUUUCACUCAGCUAUCUCAUUGGAGUAUUACAAGUAUAAAUAUAUAUAUAUAGGAAGAGUAACUAAUAAUUGGCGAAUCGUCAAACUUCGUAGUCACUAAUAAUUUAAAAAAACAUAAUUUAAGAAUAAUAAUUUAAUAAUUUAAAAAACAUAUAAGAAAAAUCUAGUUUUUA
This is a messenger RNA of Bactrocera tryoni, 2286 nucleotides long. It is a transcript of the gene hry, whose product is annotated as protein hairy. Lineage: Eukaryota; Metazoa; Arthropoda; Insecta; Diptera; Tephritidae. Gene Ontology annotation, cellular component: nucleus. The record is from RefSeq and is a predicted model, not a curated record. Gene Ontology annotation, biological process: regulation of neurogenesis; regulation of transcription by RNA polymerase II; anterior/posterior pattern specification. Gene Ontology annotation, molecular function: DNA-binding transcription factor activity, RNA polymerase II-specific; RNA polymerase II cis-regulatory region sequence-specific DNA binding; protein dimerization activity. Bases 467 to 1570 code for a protein of 367 amino acids. The transcript has 3 exons.